Messenger RNA from Cynara cardunculus var. scolymus (artichoke), 1772 nucleotides. RefSeq names its product threonine synthase, chloroplastic-like. Gene Ontology annotation, cellular component: cytoplasm. Bases 128 to 1687 code for a protein of 519 amino acids. The record is from RefSeq and is a predicted model, not a curated record. The transcript is spliced from 2 exons. Lineage: Eukaryota; Viridiplantae; Streptophyta; Magnoliopsida; Asterales; Asteraceae. Gene Ontology annotation, biological process: L-cysteine biosynthetic process. Gene Ontology annotation, molecular function: pyridoxal phosphate binding; threonine synthase activity.
GUCUGAAACGAAGCAAAUCUGGACUCGUCGGCUGUAGUGAGCAGCCCACUCGUAUAAGUUUACACUCCAACACCCUAACGAACCACCUCGCCGCCGCACACCUCCAUUCUUCCCUAACCCUCCUCCAAUGGCGGCCUCUUCUCUUCUCCGAUCUUCCCCUUUCUUCCUCUCCCCUCAACAACCAAACCCUAGAACCAUCAACACUACCCCUAAAUUUCUCACCAUCAAAGCCACAAUCGACAAACCAAUCGAAACAACACCCGCCAUCAAGCACCGACGCCCCGCAGACGAAAGCAUCCGUCAAGAAGCCCACCGCCGUUGCUCCUCCGAACGCGAUAACUUCUCCGCCAAAUACGUCCCGUUCAACGCCGAUCCUGACUGCACGGAAUCCUACUCGCUUGACGAGAUCGUUUAUCGAUCCCGUUCCGGUGGAUUACUCGAUGUCCAACAUGAUAUGGAUGCGUUGAAGGAAUUCGAUGGGAAUUACUGGAAAGCCCUCUUUGAUUCACGCAUCGGGAAAACAACCUGGCCUUAUGGGUCUGGAGUCUGGUCGAAGAAAGAAUGGGUGUUGCCGGAGAUUGAUUCCGAUGAUAUCGUCAGUGCUUUUGAAGGUAAUUCUAAUAUGUUUUGGGCUGAGCGUUUUGGCAAACACCAUCUGGGCAUGAAUGAUUUGUGGGUAAAACACUGUGGGAUUAGUCAUACCGGAAGUUUCAAGGAUUUGGGUAUGACUGUAUUGGUUAGUCAAGUGAAUCGGUUGCGUAAAAUGAACCGUCCGGUGGUCGGAGUCGGUUGUGCAUCCACCGGCGACACUUCCGCUGCGUUAUCUGCCUACUGUGCAUCUGCAGGUAUUCCCAGUAUUGUUUUCUUACCAGCUAACAAGAUUUCAAUGGCGCAAUUAGUUCAGCCAAUUGCUAAUGGUGCUUUUGUGUUGAGUCUUGAUACUGAUUUCGAUGGUUGCAUGCAAUUAGUUAGGGAAGUAACUGCUGAAUUACCGAUCUAUUUAGCUAAUUCUUUGAACAGUUUGAGGUUAGAAGGCCAGAAAACAGCUGCCAUAGAAAUCUUGCAGCAAUUCGAUUGGGAAGUGCCCGAUUGGGUGAUUGUUCCCGGUGGAAAUUUGGGGAAUAUUUAUGCUUUCUAUAAAGGGUUUCAUAUGUGCAAAGAGUUAGGGUUAGUUGAUCGGAUUCCGCGGCUCGUUUGCGCUCAAGCGGCUAACGCGAAUCCUCUUUACCUUCACUUUAAGUCGGGAUGGUCGGAUUUCAGUCCGGUGAAAGCUAAAACCACUUUCGCAUCCGCUAUUCAGAUUGGUGAUCCUGUUUCGAUUGAUCGAGCUGUUUAUGCUCUCAAGAAUUCAAAUGGGAUUGUGGAAGAAGCCACCGAAGAAGAAUUGAUGGACGCAAUGGCUCAAGCGGACUCAACCGGGAUGUUCAUUUGUCCUCAUACUGGGGUUGCAUUAACGGCUCUGGUUAAGCUUAGAAACAGCGGUGUGAUUCGACCUACUGACCGGACCGUUGUGGUGAGCACGGCUCAUGGGCUAAAGUUUACUCAAUCCAAGAUCGAUUACCAUUCAAAAUCGAUCCCAGAAAUGACUUGCAGGUUAGCUAAUCCACCGGUUCAGGUGAAGGCUGAUUUUGGGUCGGUUAUGGAUGUUCUCAAGAAGUACUUAUUAAGCAAAGAUUCGAAGCAGUAAACCAUUGGAUAUUGAUUCAUGCCGAGUACUUGUAGUCUGUUCUUGAACUUUAAGAGAAUAAAGGGCCUGUUUCAGGGAUUUUAGU